This is a messenger RNA of Anisakis simplex (herring worm), 504 nucleotides long. NCBI's taxonomy places the organism in Eukaryota, Metazoa, Nematoda, Chromadorea, Rhabditida, Anisakidae. The record is from the annotation of a GenBank genome assembly.
UGUAGAGGGUGGGAUGAUGAUGACGACAUUAAUUGGGACAGUGCUUUUUCGACUGAGCCAUUCAAAUUCAAGUGUGGGCGAUUCGCCAUGAAUGAAAGGGAGGUUAAAUGGGUGUGUUUUUACUGGAGGAGGAGUGGUGUCAUCGGAAGAGGAGACGCUGUCUUCGGAGGAGGAGACGGUGUCUUCGGAGGAGGCGAUGCUGUCUUCGGAAAAGGAGACAGUGUCAUCGGAGGAGGCGACGCUGUCUUCGGAGAAGGAGACGGUGUCUUUGGAGGACGAGACGGUGUCUUGGGAGGAUUAGGUGGUGUCAUGGGGAGAGAAGACGGUUUCGUCGGAGGAGGAGAUGCUGUUUUCGGUGGAGGAGAUGGUGUCUUCGGAGGAGGUGUCGCUGUCUUCGGAGGAGGCGACGCUGUCUUCGGAGGAGGAGACGGUAUCUUCGGAGGAAGAGAUGGUUUCUUCGGAGGAGGAGAUGGUGUCUCCGGUGGAGGAGACGGUGUAUUUUAA